Ascochyta rabiei is the source of this 1878-nucleotide messenger RNA. RefSeq lists its product as uncharacterized. Lineage: Eukaryota; Fungi; Ascomycota; Dothideomycetes; Pleosporales; Didymellaceae. Bases 1 to 1878 code for a protein of 625 amino acids. The record is from RefSeq and is a predicted model, not a curated record. The transcript is spliced from 3 exons.
AUGACGUCUGGUACUGUCUCCUCUCUCGUGCUGCUCUUGUUGAGCUCUUCGGUAUUUGCACAGCAGCAAGUACAGUACAACCAGGUACUUAAUGUAAAUGGCGAUAUGAACCUCAACUCCUUCGUCUUCCCCGACCGCUCCAAGGUCGAGACGUACUCUCAAAAGCAGCAACAGAUAAUCGUUAAUCAGCAACAACCCGCCAUCCCCGCCAACCAGGUCACCGGCUCUACUGGACAGCCUUUCGUCGCCAUCACUACCCAGUCCAUGACCAUCAGCACCAACGGCGCUACAGACCUGGUCGGUGGACAGGUAGAGAUGGCUAUGACGAUGCAGAACUUGCAGUCGGCCGCUGUUCAGCCUGGUAACACAUACGUUGCCAUGCUCUCCCCUGACCGCCAAAGCUGGAUGAUCCAGGAAACCAUGAGAAGCGUCAACACCACUGACAUGACUGUCCGUAUGGUCAAACGCAACCAGCUUGAUGGCGAGUACAUGGUUGUCGGUCGCCAGACCGUCGAGACCAACACUCUCGUCACACCUUUCGGCAGCAGCGGUGCCACUCAGGUUGCCAUUCAGGGCACUGGUCUUCAGGAGAACGAGUUCCAGGACGGAUUCAGGAUGGCUACUCGUGCCACUCAGCCUAUGCUCAUGAACGUCGACGUCAAAAAUGGUAUCGACUCUGGCAUGCUGGCUGGUCUUAAGGGCCAAAGCGCAGUCAACAACUACCGCUACUCUGUUAUCACCAACCUGGCCGCUGUCACACCUAACCUCAACCAGCAGGUUACCGUUGUCCAGAUGCCCAUCAACGCUGUCCGUAUCCAGAAGAUGAUGCAAGCCAUGGGCGUCCCUCCCACCGGUCAAGUCGCCAUCGCCGUCGCCCAGCGUGGUGUCCUCCAGAACCCCGGCGGUGCAACCGGUCAGCUCCAGGGCGCUGGUGCUCCCACCCAGAAGCGCACUCCCUCCCGCGACGACUUCCGCAAGGAUAUUGCUGCUCGCCAGAUCAACACCGGCAACACUAACACCGGCAACACAAACACUGGUAACACAAACACUGGCAACACAAACACCGGCAACACAAACACCGGCAACACAAACACCGGCAACACAAACACCGGCAACACAAACACCGGCAACACAAACACCGGCAACACAAACACCGGCAACACAAACACCGGCAACACAAACACCGGCAACACAAACACGAACAACCAGGGAAACACCGGAGGCACACCUACCAACGGCAACAACCCCGUUGCUGUUCAGCUGCUCCUUGCCCCGACCUUCACUCCCGUCCAGGCCAACGCUGUGCUCGACCAGGCCAACAUGCGCAUUGCAGUUCCCGUCCGCCAGGUCGAUGGAGAGUUCAUCCUUGUCAUGCAGAUGAUGGGCGCCGCCGCUCAGGCUGCUCCUCAGGCUGCAACUCCCGCUGGCGAGGCUGCCCCAGCUGCUCAACCCGCUGCUGCUCCUGCCGCCGCCGCCCGUCCUGCCGAAGCUUCUCCUGCCGCAGCUUCCCCUUCCGGGGAGGAAGCCAAGCCUGCUGCUGCUGGCGAGUCCCCAAAGCCCGCGAUCGAAGCCGCAAAGACCGACCCGUCGGCCAAGCUCGAGGCCGGCAAGCCUGGGGCCCCCGCGAAGCCCGAGCGACGCCAGUCCUCAGAAAAGAAGGACAAGUACGGUCUCCCCGAGGCGCCUCCGGGCGCCGUCAUCAUGACCAUGAAGCAGAUCGACGAGAUGGCCAGCUUGGUUACCUGGGGCGGUCAAGCGCCCAUCACCCAGAUGAUGAACGACUACGUCAAGGCGCAGACCGGCAAGGGGCUCGGAACCCCCAAUAACGGCACCAGCGCUUCGAGCGCGGCCGGCGGUAUUGCUGGCAUCACUGUCUAG